Hevea brasiliensis (rubber tree) is the source of this 1392-nucleotide messenger RNA. RefSeq names its product probable galacturonosyltransferase-like 4. Gene Ontology annotation, cellular component: Golgi apparatus. Gene Ontology annotation, molecular function: glycosyltransferase activity. The coding region runs from base 25 to 1092 and encodes 355 amino acids. The record is from RefSeq and is a predicted model, not a curated record. NCBI's taxonomy places the organism in Eukaryota, Viridiplantae, Streptophyta, Magnoliopsida, Malpighiales, Euphorbiaceae. The transcript has a single exon.
CCCACCUUCCCAUUUUAGGACAGGAUGGCCUCCUGCACCACUCCCUUUCUCUUCCUUGGCCUCCUGUCUCUUAUUCCCAUCUUUCUCUCCUCUACCUCCAGCAUUGUAGCUGCCACCUCCUCCUCCUCUUCUGGCGGUGUCCGCCUCGGUCCUAUCCGAAAGCCUUCCUCCAAUGUCCCUGCCUUCCGGGAAGCCCCUGCAUUUCGCAAUGGGGAUUCCUGUGGAGCUGAGAGAAUCCAUGUUACCAUGACCUUGGACGCCAAUUAUCUCAGAGGCACAAUGGCUGCAGUUUUAUCCAUCCUCCAGCAUUCUGCUUGUCCUGAAAACAUUGAGUUUCACUUCCUCUGGGGACGUUUUGAGCCAGAGGUCUUUUCCAACAUCAUGUCCACCUUCCCUUAUCUUCAGUUCAGAAUCUAUCGCUUUGACUCCAAUCGUGUUCGUGCAAAGAUAUCAAAAUCGAUUCGUCAAGCCCUGGAUCAGCCUUUAAACUAUGCAAGAAUUUACCUUGCUGACAUACUCCCAUCAAAUCUUAAACGCAUUAUUUAUCUAGACUCUGAUCUCGUUGUCGUUGAUGAUAUUGCAAGAUUAUGGGAGGUAGAUUUAAAGGGCAAGGUUUUGGGAGCACCAGAAUAUUGUCAUGCAAAUUUUACCAAGUAUUUCACAGAAUUAUUCUGGUCCAAUCCUGUUUGGGCUAAGACAUUUCAAGGAAAAAGGCCAUGUUAUUUUAACACAGGAGUUAUGGUGGUGGAUAUAGAAAUGUGGAGGCAAGGUGUGUAUACACAGAAAGUUGAGUACUGGAUGGAAGUGCAAAAGCAUAAGAGGAUAUACCACUUGGGGUCAUUGCCACCAUUUUUAUUGGUUUUGGCUGGGAAUAUAAACGGAGUGGAUCAUAGAUGGAAUCAACAUGGGUUAGGGGGUGAUAACAUUGAAGGUAAGUGCAGGAAUUUGCAUCCUGGGCCUAUUAGUUUGCUUCACUGGAGUGGAAAAGGGAAGCCAUGGUUAAGACUCGACUCAAGAAAGCCAUGUUCUGUGGAUCACCUCUGGGCUCCAUAUGAUCUCUAUCGCUCAUCAAUGCAUUCUUUGGAAGGAUAAUGAGAUUGUUUGAGGAGAUGGGAGAAAUAGAAAACAAGGAGACAAACAAAAAUGGUCGAAAGGGCAGUUUAGGAGAUGGAAGAACAUGAUAAUAGGUAAAGAGAAAUCCCAAAAGAAUUCAUUUUAAAUUAUUUUAACAGUGUUCCUUUGGUUCUGAGACAAGUGUAUUACCAAAAAGGAUGGAAAUUAAGGAAAAUGAGAAAUACUCAUAGACUAAUUGAGAGAAAUUAUUUAUUUGAGAACCUUAUGGAGGUGAUUCAAGGGGGGGAAAGAAAUCUAAUCAACAAUCAUCAAGGAGAA